AUGGCGGCAAAAGUGCCGUCACGAGCGCCUUGCUUGGCUUCAGAGACUUGUACUUACUUGGCUCCCACGUCUGCUGCAAUCGCUAUGCUAUUUAUUGUUGCCCGACCUAAUGCUGUGGUCGCCUCGCUGUCGAUGCUGACCGCUUCUCGCGCCUGGCAGCCCGUGGCCCCAGAGCUGCUCGCCUGCAGCGGGGCGGCGGGGCAGCGCGAGGAUGACCCUCGCCCAGGGCGGCGCGCGCGAGGCGCCCAGCACGGCGACCCAGAAAUGGGGACGGAACGAAUGGAGACGACGACCAACAGCAUGGCACGGCAUGGUUGA
Messenger RNA from Prorocentrum cordatum, 318 nucleotides. NCBI's taxonomy places the organism in Eukaryota, Dinophyceae, Prorocentrales, Prorocentraceae. The record is from the annotation of a GenBank genome assembly.